AUGGCUACAGACGACUGUCAAAUAUCGGCGGAUCCAAAUGCCGAAUCAAGCAGACUGGAAAAUAAGGAGCUUAACAUUCUACCUGCACUAAGAGACACAGAGGGUAGUAGUAAUAAUCUUAGGAGAGGGAAUCUGCCAUUUGGGAUCUUUAGCCAUAAUCUGGUUGAUACUGGGGACACUGCACCUCGCAGCUCCAAUGCCGAUGGCACCAGGUCCCAGGACAAGCCCAUUAGCUUGAACCUCCGGAUGGAAACUAAAACAGCUUUUGAAGAUUUACCUGUCUUUCCACGGAAGAUUGGUCAAAUUGGAGAAAAUAGAGAGGCCAACUCUUCUCGACGCACAAAUGAUACAAAUCUCAGUAUUACGGAGCACGCAUCUGAAGAAGUACAAAAUGCAGUUGAUUCGUCGUCGACCAGGGACAAAAAAAUACGUUUUACGGAACCACUCUUCCAGGCAAGGACACUUGCCAGCAAAACACUUUAUGCUGCGUCCGGCGAAGAGCCUGAAAAUUCAUUAUGCUCCAAUUUAACCAGGCUACAAGCGGAAAGCGCGACGAACUCGAAACACGUCGAGUCCUUGGGUCGGCUAAUAUCAGAACCAAGUACAACGAAAGGAACAAGCAAAAGAGAAGAUGAAAGAAAAGAGGGGAACCAGCGCGAGAGCAAUGACGAUCUGAGCACAAAAUUACAGCAAACUGCUGAUGGAAAAACUGAGGAAGCUACUGACAACGCAAAUGAGGUGGAAGAAGAUGACACCACUGUUGAAGGCAGAGAGCGUUUUGAUACAAUGGCAUCCCUUUUGGAAUUCCCAUUCUUACCCAGUCUUCAAACCGACAGUCGGCGUAAAUCAUCCCCAGCAUCUUUGAAACCAUUUUCUGCCCCCGCCCACCAAACUGAUGCCUCUCGCCAGGGGAAUUUCUCUCUUGGAGGUGUACAAAAAUUCCCGUCUACUUCAGGACAGUCCGAAGGCCCUUCGACCCCGGGAAGUUCCAACGAGGCGGCUAGAAGACCAAGCUCUCCGUCGAGGAGGACCUCUAUAGCUGCAUCGGUAGCAGGGUCUGGUGAGACUAAAAAAAAAGGUUCGAUUGGAUUAGGUAUCCUGGCGUCUUCUUUGGUGAGAUGGAAAAUAAACACAGCGAGGGCAAAGAAAAGGGCCCAAGAGACUAUUGCUAAGGAUGCCAAGCAUCAAGAAUUUAUGGAUAGAGCUGCUGACCGAAUCAAAACUGAGCUUCCAAGGUCUUUACUGAUUGAUAUCCAAGAAGAAGCGUAUCCGAUUAUACUGAGAACAGCUCAAGUUUACAGAUCUCAGCUGGGGGCAAAACAUAAACUUACAGUGCAAGCUUCGGAACGACUGGCUGAUUUAAUGCGAGACCUUAACAAUCCUUACUAAUACACCAGUCAAUAACAUAAU
This is a messenger RNA of Stylophora pistillata, 1410 nucleotides long. RefSeq lists its product as uncharacterized. NCBI's taxonomy places the organism in Eukaryota, Metazoa, Cnidaria, Anthozoa, Scleractinia, Pocilloporidae. The record is from RefSeq and is a predicted model, not a curated record.